Messenger RNA from Rotaria sp. Silwood2, 1518 nucleotides. Lineage: Eukaryota; Metazoa; Rotifera; Eurotatoria; Philodinida; Philodinidae. The record is from the annotation of a GenBank genome assembly.
AUGGAAUCUAAGAAAUUGGCAGUAAUUCAUGAAACUCAGUGUUUAUUGCCAUCUCAAUCACCUGAACAGUCAUUUUUACUACCAAGUCUAGUUAAACCAACAAUUACAAAACCGCCCUCAAAUAAAGGAAAACUUAUGUUAAUUGUUAAUGGGUAUAGUUUCCAAUUAAAAAAUUUCAAUAGAAAUAAAACAGUGAAAUUCUGGCGAUGUACAAACAAAAGUUGUAAUGUUAUUAUGCAUACAAAUCUUGAUGAUGAAUUCAUACAGUUUUCUGCAACAAUUAGUGAUCAUUGCCAUUUACCAGAUCCGGCUGAUUAUGAAGUACGAGAUUUGAAAAGAUCAAUGAAAAAACGAGCUGCAACUGAAUUGGUAUCAGUAAAACAAAUUGCCGAGCAAGAAAUGCGCAAAGCUUUGUUAACCGGUGAAGCUCUUGCUGCUUUACCUGGUACUAAUGCUAUUGGCAUGAUACUACAUCAUCGACGUAAAAGGAUCCCUCCACUUCCAAAGUCAUCUUCGUUUCUUAUUCCAGAUUUAUACACAAGAGAUUACAACAAUAUCGAACGAUUUUUGCUACAUGACAGUGAUGAUUCCAAACUAGAAGUCAAUGAAUUAGGAAGUGUACGAUCACCAGGGAGAAUUUUAGUUUGGGCAUCUGAUAUUCAAUUAAAAUUAUUAUUUAAUAGUGAAAAAUUAUAUAUGGAUGGAACAUUUGCUACGUCUCCGCCGGACUUCGAUCAAGUUUUUAUUAUUCAAUCUAUUUUACAUGGUACAUGUGUGCCGGUGGUCUAUGCACUUCUUCCCGACCGUAAAGCUGCUACAUACAUUCAUUUAUUUAAUAUAUUAUUUGUUGCAGCAAAAACGUUUAAUAAAAGACUUGAACCAUCGCUCAUCAUGACAGAUUUUGAGCCAGGUUUAGAAAAAGUAAUCAGACUCGAAUUCACCGAAAAAACAGUACAAAAAAGAUGCUUUUUUCACUUUACUCAGAGCAUCUAUCGUCAUGUACAAUCACUCGGCUUAUCAUCUGUUUACUUGAAUAAUAUUAUGUUUCGCAGUGUCAUUAGACAAUUGAUGGCACUAGCUCUGGUUCCUGAAGAAUUUGUUCCAUUAUUAUUUUCUAAUCUGGCUCAGGAACUUGACGAUUCAGAACGUGAUGAAUUAUCUGCUAUUUUCAAAUACUUUGCUGACUAUUGGAUGUGCCCAAUGCCAAUGUGGAAUGUUUAUAAGAUUUCUGAUCGAACAAAUAAUUUCUGUGAGGGAUAUAACAAUCGAUUCACAACACGUUUAAAUAAAAAACAUCCGAACAUAUGGAUAUUUAUUAAUGCCAUUCAAAAAGAAAUACAGACUGUUCAUCACCUAAUUUUUCAAAUCAAUUGUGGUAUGAAACCACGUACAAAACGACCCAAGUCUAAAAUUGCUGAUCAACGUAUGAAAGAGUUAUAUGAACGAUUUGACAAGAAGCAAAUUGAUCCACAAGAAUUAUUGAAAGAACUUUCAUUUUUUGUCGCAAGUGGCAAAUAA